Messenger RNA from Morone saxatilis (striped sea-bass), 1953 nucleotides. RefSeq names its product serine/threonine-protein phosphatase 4 regulatory subunit 2-like. Bases 102 to 1331 code for a protein of 409 amino acids. Gene Ontology annotation, biological process: protein dephosphorylation. The record is from RefSeq and is a predicted model, not a curated record. Lineage: Eukaryota; Metazoa; Chordata; Actinopteri; Moronidae. Gene Ontology annotation, cellular component: nucleus; cytoplasm; protein phosphatase 4 complex. Gene Ontology annotation, molecular function: protein phosphatase regulator activity. The transcript has 9 exons.
AUUUUGUAGACAUGCGCAGUCGGCGCCGCCAGCAGCUUUGUUGGGUUGCUACCUGCUACUGCUAACUAGCAAGUAUUUCCUGCCUGUGACUGGACACAGCUAUGGACAUCGACGCGCUAUUGGAAGCGUUCCAAGAUUUUGAGAAGAAAGGGAAGAAAGAGACCUGUCCUGUUCUAGAGCAAUUCUUGUGUCAUGUGGCCAAGACAGGGCAACCAAUGAUCCCGUGGUCACAGUUCAAAGCGUACUUCAUGUUUAAGUUGGAAAAAGUAGUGGAUGAUUUCCACGCUUCAACACCAGAACAGAGAGGACCACAUAAUCCCAAUGUAGACUAUGUUCCCUUCGAAGAGAUGAAGAUGAGGAUCUUAAAAAUAGUGGAUGGUUACAAUGGAAUCCCAUUUACCAUCCAGCGUUUGUGUGAACUCCUCACGGACCCCAAGCGCAACUAUACAGGAACAGACAAGUUUCUCAUGGGUUUAGAGAAGAACGUAAUGGUGGUCAGCUGUGUGUACCCCACGUCAGAGAAAAAUGGGGCAUCCAGUGUAAACAGAAUGAAUGGAGUGAUGUUUCCUGGUAACUCUUCUCUAUAUUCAGACAGUCGAAAUGUAAAUGGACCAGGCACACCAAAACCGCUCAACAGACCAAAGCUGUCAAGCUGUCAUUCGCUUUCGACCAACGGGCUUCCUGACUGUCCUGUCAGUAAACAGCCAGAGCCAACCACAGAGGAGGUGGAGGAGCACCAUAUCAGUGAUUCCUCGCCAUCGGAAGGUGAAAUUGCACCAAACAGCGGGAUAAAGAACAAACACCCGGAGGAGGAGGAUUCUGAGGCUGACAAGCAUGAGGUCAAGAGGCUCAAGUUUGAUGAAAAGCAAGAGGAUGAAACAGAAAGCGAAGAAAAGGAGUCAUCUUGUUGUAAAGGGUCAGAGAGCUUGGCAGAGACAGCGGCGUCUUCAAAAGACUCUUGUGGUCAAGAGUACGACAGUGCAACAUCUUGUGACAAACCUACUAUUUCAGAGGAUCAUGAAUCCAGCAGCACACAGACGGAGCCUUCUGAAAGGGAAGAAGACUCAUCUGAAAGGGAGGACGUCCACAGUCCGAAGAAUGACAGCACUGCAGAUCAACCCGAGGAGCCUGCUCCAUCAGAGAAGAGUACGAGCUUUGAGCAAGAAAAUGGGGAGAGCAGCAGCAGCAGCAGCAGCAGCAGCGAUGGAGAAGGCCUAUCCAGUGACAAGCAGGUCCCUUCUUCUAGUAAUUCACCUGAGUUAUCAACAGAGGGCAACGCUGACAGUUCAAACAGUACAAAGACUGCAAUAGAGCCUGGAGAACAUGACUAACUUGAAGUCCAGCCUGCCAACUGACUGUUUUUUUUACACUGUAUGAUACCACCCCAAGGGUAUAUCUGUAGCACUGUGGACCUCUAGACUUCAGGACCAGGGGUGAUGUGGACCUCGAGAUUCCUCAUAGAAGGAUCUUAUUGUCCUCUAAAGUUUCAGCUACUCAAGGCCGCUCGAUGCCUGGUCUUUAAACUGGAAGGAAAUGAUUUAAAGAAGAUUAUGGAGACUCUGCUUUUUUCACUGUUGACUAAAAGUUUUUCUAAUCUUUUUUUUUUUUUUUUUUUCCUGAUUUUUAUAUCUGAGCAUUAUAAUUUAACCUUGAUAACUGAUGUAUUCUACAAUGUCAUUAGUCAUUUGGCAUGUAUUUCCAAAAAAGAUACAUUUGACAGUGUGAGUUGUGUUUUGGCCUGUUGUUUUGACUAUCUGAUGAAUGUGUGAGGACACUUCACAGACGUCUGUUUGCUUUUUCUAUGAAGCACAUACCAUAAGAUGAAUUUCUUAUUAACAUUAUAUUGCACUUGUUUGCAUUGACCCCCUUGAAGGAUGUGGAAAAUGUCAGUUUUGCUUUGUCACUGUAUGAAGCCAAUAUAAACACACAAAUUGCCAGUAGAAACCCGUUUGG